AUGAAAGAGGAAAUGCUUGUUUCUCCAGAGAAUGUUGUGGAAAGCACUGAGGUAGCAUGUGGUGUGGGUGCGGAGGAGUAUGAGGUAGCAUCUGGUACGGGUGCGGGUGCGGAUACGGAGGAGUAUGAGGUAGCAUCUGAUGUGUACGAGUAUAAGCUUAAAGAUCUGGUUCAGUUGGAGGUGGGGAUUCAGGGGCUUCAACUACUCAACAUCGUGCUGCUGAAUCUCCAAGGGUUUUGUCUGGAGGCGGGCCUCCCUCAGGUACCUAAUGGCUUUGGAAUUGGGUUACGGUUGGUAAAGCUGAUGAUACUACUAUACAUAGCCGCCCGAGCCCGAGCCCGAGCCCGAGCCCGAUCAGUGUUUUUUUUUUUUUUUUUGCCAAAACUCUUUUUUACUUUUUGGAAUUUGGUAGCAACUCUGUAACAGUGCCAUAAGGCCAUGUUUGGCAGCAUGUAAUCUUCAUUAACACAAUACAAUAUAGAAUAAUGUCGUAUUUUUGUUUCUCAUAAUUAGCGUAGUUGAUAUUUGUUCUCCACAAUUGUAAAUAAGUAUAUAUACUUCUAUUGGGAGAAGAAUAAGAUCAUUACAAAAAUAUUAAACCCUGAAA
Messenger RNA from Cornus florida, 607 nucleotides. RefSeq lists its product as uncharacterized. NCBI's taxonomy places the organism in Eukaryota, Viridiplantae, Streptophyta, Magnoliopsida, Cornales, Cornaceae. The transcript has 4 exons. The record is from RefSeq and is a predicted model, not a curated record. The coding region runs from base 1 to 423 and encodes 140 amino acids.